GCAGUCUCAGUGUCAUGUAAACACAACAGCACCUAGCAGUGGUUCGGUUGUCACUUGAGUCAAAGGUUGAACAGCUAGAUUGGCUAGCUAAAGUGAUAGGGUAAAAACCGGCAAAACGUUGUUCAGGCUGUAUUUCUUUACUUGUUGGUGUGUUGUAUCGCUGGAUACUUUGGCAUAUGAUGCAGUCAUCUGUUUGUCGAUUUUGGUCAGUGUGUGAGUCGGGAAAGCUAACGAGAUCUAAUAGUCUAGCUAGCUGCUAGCACUAGCUUGUUAGCUAGCUAGUUCUAGCUAACCAUCUACGCUAGCUAAAGUUAGCUCAGUUUCUACUCUUACUGCUAGCUUGGAGUCUAGCUCACACAUCUAGAUAGAUAUCUUAGACAUCUCAGGUGUCCGUCUCUUGGUAGAUGUUGUAUCUAGCUACCGGUUACUAUACCCGUUGGGCAUCCCAAAACUAAGCUAGCUAACUUUAGCAAAGGUUGGCUAGCUCUAGUGCCAGCAGGACUGGACAACAAUAGCUAGGCUAGUGGUUGGUUGACGGCUGAAUUUUUAAUCUAGCACUGGUUUAACAGCGGUUGUUCACAUGACAGUAAGCUUUCUUGAAUAAGGAAGUAAGUUAGCGAUAAAGUUAAAUCCAUCAGGUGACAUUUUAAAACCUUGGACGGUUUUCUGUGGCUAAAAUACGAAAUUGGCUAGGCCAAGACUGACAAAAUCACCUCGUCACUGCAGUCUCUCUGUAGGCCAGGACUCCGACCUACAGUUUCCAGUUCACAGGAUUUCAUCUUGCACUGCAUUUAACAUUGUCAUAUGUUGACUGAAAACAGGAAGCGCCAGCGCUGCAGCGAUGAGGAGAAUGGCCAGCUGGUGCCUCAAGCCAAAAGGUCAAGCAGAGCUCACCCCCUCUCUCCUGAGCUGGGACGGGAUGCCUGGGACUCUGAGUCCUCCAACAGUGAAAGCAGUGGGAUAAGCAGUCCAGUGGAGAGCAGCAGCAGCAGCAGUCAGUGUGCCGUGGACUCCCAUGGAGGGGGCCCCAGAGCCCCUGGACCCUGCAGUCCCCUCAGCUCAGCUCCCUCUGAGCUGGCUGGUGCUCUAAGCCUGGUCUCCUACCACCAGAUCAACCGAAUCCUCAGGGAGGCCCAUUUCCAGAGCCUGCAGAGCCGGGGCAAUUCCAGGGAUACAUGACUGCCCCCUCGUACUCGCCAAGCAGGCCUCUCUGGGGGCAUAAGGACUUCGGCCUAGGCUUGCGAGAGCACGACACGGUGGAUCACAUCGCUCAGCCCGACAACACCAUUCCCUGCUUCCGUGAUGUCCGACAGCCCAGUUUUCUUUGCGUAUCUGUGGGAGAAGGCUGGUCCUUGGUGUAGAUAGUUGACCUAAACUUGGCUAAUCCGUAGAAUGAGAGAAGGUAUCCAUCUUGUUAGCAAUAAUAACGAUUUGCUCCAAUUGAAUUGUUUUUGUGUCUGACUUAUUUUUGGACCACCGUGGUUUACAUGCUUCUCAAAAAGCCUCAUCGAGAGGUGUUGUUGCAGAGUCCCGUCUCAUCAGCAUCACUUCAUGUGAUAGUAGUAGGGGCUGAAGAGAUGUUACCAAAUACUACUUGUAUGCUGGCCUAUUUGAACUGUUCAGUCUCUCUGUGGAGUUGGUGGUGUUAGACUAUCUUACUGAAGUGCAUAAUGAAUCCAAACUAAGAGGGGUUGGAUCACACUGGGAGGAAGAUUUGCACUUGGAUUUGUUUUACAUUUUGAUUUGCUUCCAUGUUAUUACAGGGGCUCGACACAGCCAAUGGCUCCCCAUCUGUAUACUCUCCCUGGAGAGGUGAUCCUAGUGGGUAAUGUACAGUGAUUUUCACCCUGGGUAUCUGCUUGUAGAGGGCUGUACUCAGUUCAGGGAGGUGGACAUAUUCCUUAAGCCAUGUCAGGUUUGCAGCAUGGCUCCAGCCCAUUGUGAACAAACGACCAGUACCUGCUGGCUUGGAAACGGAUAUAUUCUGUAUGACCCUGUCUGCACUGAUCAACCAGGUAAUAAGAGCACUGACCAUGAGGCUGUGCAUUUCUUCACCUUGCCUCUACAGCCAGAUUCACAAUCUGGAUCCCCUUUUCCUGGUAGCAAAGCACCACUGCCCUCUCUCAAGACUGUAUUUGGUGUGCUAUGCUAUCGGAGAUCAAAAGCAUUUUGGGGAUGUUUUUUCUUGAUGUUUUUUUUUUUUUUUUUGUAUUUUGAAUUAUUGACGUUAUUACCUGCCAUUGGAAUUUUGGGUUUUAUUUGGUAAAUUCACCUACAUUUGAAAUGAAUAAAGAUAG
Molecule: messenger RNA, 2297 nt
Organism: Osmerus eperlanus (European smelt)
Lineage: Eukaryota; Metazoa; Chordata; Actinopteri; Osmeriformes; Osmeridae
Product: protein FAM104A
Exons: 3
Coding region: 805-1179 (124 amino acids)
Source: RefSeq, a predicted model, not a curated record